AUGUGGUCCACACUGCACUCAAAAUUACGCUUUUCGAGUGGCAAAAGGCUCAACUCAACAUUUCGAGCUUCAGAGAUAGUUAUCGACCUCACAAAUAAUCCUAAAACCAUGCCAGCUCUUGACGAAACCUUAAUUUUUGGCAAAAAAACAACAGACCACUUAUUUUCCGUCGAUUGGGAUGCCAAAAGAGGCUGGCACACGCCUCAAAUCACUCCAUAUCAACCCUUAGUCUUAGACCCCACAAGUUCGUGUUUCCAUUAUGGAACUGAAUGUUUUGAAGGAAUGAAAGCCUACCGGACAGCAACAGGAAAGGUCCUCCUUUUUAGGCCCGAAAUGAACGUCCGAAGGCUCCGAAAAAGUGCAGCAGCUUUAGCUUUGCCUGAUUUUGACGGUGAAGAAUUCCUCCAAUGCAUACGAAAAUUCGUAGAUAUUGACAGAAGAUGGGUCCCUAAUAAAAAAGGAUACUCAAUGUACAUCAGGCCGACCAUGAUAGGGACGCACCAACAGUUAGGGGUUACCAAGCCAGGAAAAGCCAAACUUUUUAUUGUAAAUGCUUUGGUGGGUCCUUAUUUCCCUACAGGUUUUAAGCCAGUCGCCCUUUAUUGUGAUGAAGCAAGAGUAAGAGCUUGGCCAGGUGGUGUUGGUGAUAAAAAAGUGGGAGGAAAUUAUGGCCCAGGGAUAGCUUAUACAGAUGAAAUAAAUAAGCUCGGGUAUCAACAGCUGCUAUGGCUUGUAAACGAAAAUGUCACAGAGGUAGGGACGAUGAAUUUCUUUGUCCUUUGGAAAAAUAAAGAAGGAGAAACUGAGCUGAUAACAGCUCCACUUGAUUCGACAAUACUAGAAGGAGUCACCAGAGACUCAAUUUUAGCGCUUACUAACAGCUCCCUCCAUCAGCUAGGAAAAAUCUCUUUUUUGGGUAAAAACCACCCUGGGAACAAAAAUUUUUUAAUAUAUAAAUUUUUAUAUAAAAAACUAUUUGAGAUAUAAGUUAUAAUCACUAUAAUGAAAUCUCGAGCUAAUUCUGUUGAAAUUUUAACAGCUUUAUUUUAAAAUGUAAAUUUUACAAAUAAAAUUAAUUGUGUUUUUCGAAAUUGGAUUUCUUUCAAUUUUGGGGCUAUAAAAUUAUAUAUGAUUUUUAAAAACCCUUUGAUGGAACAAAAUAACGGAGGAGUAAGGAAUGGAGUGAGUUUAAAGUGUCAGAAAGAUCCUUUACUAUUCAUGAACUUACUGAAGCUAUAGAGCAAGGAAGAGUUAUUGAAGCUUUUGGAGCUGGAACUGCAUGUAUUGUAUGCCCUGUUAAGAAAAUUUUCUAUAAAGGGAAGGAUUAUGAAAUCCCUAUGAAGCUUGGAAAUAGUGGACUGCUCACAAAGAGACUUUUGGAUCAUGUUUUAUCGAUACAGUAUGGAGAAAUACAACAUCCAUGGUCAUAUCAGGUAGAUUAUUAA
Molecule: messenger RNA, 1445 nt
Organism: Blepharisma stoltei
Lineage: Eukaryota; Ciliophora; Heterotrichea; Heterotrichida; Blepharismidae
Source: the annotation of a GenBank genome assembly